CUGCCACUUUGUUGCACGGCACCAAUUGAACCUCAGCCAGGCGGAGGGGCGGCGGGCAGAUGAGCUUCCAUGCUUCUAUGCUAGCAGGUCACAUAAAACUCAAGGACCACUAACUUUUGGCGGCAUUCCUCAGGAUUCCAAUUUUAGGAAUACAAAAAAAAAAUAAAAACGACCACCGUUACAGCCAAACCAAGCCCGACUACGCUGUUAGGGAGGACUGCCUCGCCCGGCGUAGGGGCAGUUGAGAUUAGCUUGGGUCAUCUCAUCUGGCGACGAUCAUUAGGCAUCGACGCCCCGAGCUUGGCUUUCCGCGACAAAUUGCUUGCGCGACUGCCUCUUGUGGUGUUUUCGGCACUUGAUCGGGCACUAACUGGGGCUGUAAUUCCUUGCACGAAUACUACUGUCGAAGCAUACCUAAGUUUCCUCGAAUGCAGCUUUUACUCCAUUGACAAACGAUUUAUCGCAUUUCAAGCUCGCCAAGGCAGAACCCCCUAGGGCCCCGCUGUCCUCCAGCGCAGCAACGGAGCAGGACAGCGCCUAGCUUUGGUACGCGUUCAAAGUCAUCAAAAUGAAUUCUUCGGGGGUUCCGAACAUACUGAGGCCAGGAGGCUCCCAGCGCAACGUGUCGAACACGCCGCUGGGCUUGGCAGACAUUCGUCCACGCGCCGAUUCGAGCCUCUCGGAUGGAAUCCCGGGCAGCGCCGGGUACGAUGUCGCAAAUCCCCAAUCAGGCACAAGCAAUUACAUGGCGCCAUGGGCUCUAUAUGCGUUUGACUGGUGCAAGUACCCUCCUCAAGGCAAUGGCGCUGGCAAACUGGCCAUCGGUAGCUACCUGGAGGACGGACACAACUUUAUACAAAUUCUAGACACUCAGGUGGUGCCUACACCUCCCGAGGCAUACUCUCAGGGUGGAUCAAGAACGUGUCUUGAGUUCACCAAGGUCGCAGAGGCUACUCAUUCAUACCCAGUUACGCGUCUGUUGUGGGAGCCACACUCGCCCAACUCCCAGAAGCAGUCCACCGAUCUGCUAGCCACGUCGGGUGACCACCUCAGGUUAUGGUCGCUCCCCUCAGAUGCAUCGUCGUCCAUGAGCAACAACAUAAACAGAAGCAGUAGGGAUCCAGCCCCGCCGACGAAGCUCACGCCAUUGGCGUUACUCUCAAACUCAAAGACGCCUGACCAUACCGCUCCUCUCACCUCACUCGACUGGAACCAGGUGUCGCAGAACCUAAUUAUUACAUCCAGCAUUGACACAACUUGCACAAUUUGGGAUAUUCCAUCCUUGACCGCAAAGACGCAACUGAUUGCACACGACAAGGAGGUGUACGAUGUCAGAUUUUGCGCCAACAGCGUCGACGUCUUUGUGAGCUGUGGACAGGAUGGUAGUGUGCGCAUGUUUGAUCUGCGGAGCUUGGAGCACAGUACCAUCAUUUAUGAGCCGACGGGCAAGGAUGAAAAGGACCCGUCAGGUGGCAGGAUAAGCCCAACACUCGCACAACAAACCAUGUCCAACCCGCCUCCUCUCCUCAGGCUGGCAACCUCGCCACAUGAUACCCACCUCUUGGCGACUUUUGCCCAAGAUUCCAAUGUGAUCCGCAUCCUCGAUGUGAGACAACCUGGACAGGCUCUCCUGGAGCUGCGUGGCCAUGGAGGCUCGCUCAACUGCAUUGAAUGGUCUCCAUUGAGGAGGGGAACGCUGGCCUCAGGAGCAGACGACUGUCAAGUCCUGAUCUGGGACCUGUUGCAAAACCAGUCUACUGCUCCGCCGAUCAACGGCGCUCCCCAACCUGAUAACGUGAGGAGCCCUGUAGCCAGUUGGCAAUGCGACUACGAGAUUGGUAACCUGGGAUGGACACCACAGCUAGCCAACAGUGAAAAUGGGGAGUGGCUUGGCGUUAGCGCUGGGCGUGGGAUAUGGGGAUUGAAAGUAUGAUGGAUGAUGCGAAAUGAUAAGCUAAGCGAGGGUGAGAAGAGAGGAAAAUGGCGUGCCCGACAUAUCUCAGACUCUGUCUUCGGAUUGUAAGAGGGUUAACGGCUAGGAGGCUCUUGGGCUUGGGGCUCUGCCACAUCGUUGCAGAUGAAUUUCCAUCCCACCGGGCUCUUUUUCUACACUAUAUGGCGCACAAUGUAGGAGGUAGAUGACUUGUCCUCGAUUCAUUACGAACUAGCCGUCUGCCGAAAUAUCAAGGCCAUCGGUCUUUUGGGGGCACUGCACCGUCCGUCAAGCCUAUAUCGGAUGCUGGUUGAUUGGAUGGCUGAUAUUCAGCCGGCCAAUCGGAUAUAGAUGUUUAGUAUGACCUUGAACAAGCGCCUGCGCCAUGUGCAUUAAUGUUUGGCCAAUCCCCAAAGAAAUGAGUUUAUCAGUAAAAUGUUUUAUACAGGUUUACAUGCCAACGAAGGUCAAGGGAGCUGCGUAUCUUGGACGGCACUUUCACCCUGAUCCACGGGUAGGGUUCAGCUAUCUAAUUCAAAACAGAUUACC
Pyricularia grisea is the source of this 2482-nucleotide messenger RNA. RefSeq lists its product as uncharacterized. The transcript has 3 exons. The record is from RefSeq and is a predicted model, not a curated record. Gene Ontology annotation, cellular component: nucleus. Bases 569 to 1933 code for a protein of 454 amino acids. Gene Ontology annotation, molecular function: protein binding. NCBI's taxonomy places the organism in Eukaryota, Fungi, Ascomycota, Sordariomycetes, Magnaporthales, Pyriculariaceae.